AAUUUUUUGAGGACAAUGUCCAAUUCCAAGGGCUUCAAGGAUGUCUUCAGCUACAAUUCCUGGGUUCAUGCAGUGUCAGGAGCCUCGGGAGCUGUUGUGGCAAUGUCAGCCUUCUAUCCCCUCGACACAGUCAGAUCCCGGCUGCAAUUGGAAGAUCCGGAGAAGCGAAAGAACUUGAGUACUCUGGAUGUACUCAAGCAGCUGGUGAUAGAGGAGGGUUUUGGGACUCUCUAUCGUGGACUUGUGCCAGUUCUCGAGAGUCUCUGUAUCUCGAAUUUUGUCUAUUUCUACACAUUCCACAGCCUCAAGGCACUUAGGAGUGCCGGAAAGGGUCAGAAUGCCCUGAGAGAUUUGAUUCUGGGAUCUGUGGCUGGUGUAGUUAAUGUUCUGACCACAACACCAUGCUGGGUGGUCAAUACGAGGCUCAAGAUGAAGGGCAUUAAGGCUUCAGGAGGCCAGGAUAAUGCUCCGUAUAGCAAUCUCUUUGAGGGUUUGCUGUACGUGGCUCAAACUGAGGGAGUUGCUGGUCUCUGGGCUGGGACUAUUCCAUCCCUCGUGUUGGUUAUCAAUCCUGCCUUGCAGUUCAUGAUGUACGAAGGCAUUAAGAGGCGCCUGGUGAAAGUUUAUGGAGAUCUUCCGGCUGUGGGAUAUUUUGCCGUUGGAGCUGUUGCCAAGGCAUUUGCUACUGUCCUGACCUAUCCACUGCAACUGGUCCAGACCAAGCUUCGCCAUGGAGAUCGCAAUGCCAGUCUGCCCCCAAAUGCCGGAACCAUCGAGAUGCUUCUGUUUCUGGUGAAGAAACACGGAGUCAUUGGGUUAUUCAGGGGCCUGGAAGCUAAGCUCCUGCAGACUGUCCUGACCGCAGCUCUAAUGUUCACGGCAUACGAGAAGAUUGCCAAAUUUGUGACAUCACUCCUAAUGCGCCAGAUCAAUGGAAAAUAGCCACAUAAGGCACUUUUUCCAAAAUUACUUCUUCUGUUCUGUGACUAAUUUAGGAAUUUUUUUUUUCUAUUUAUUGCGAGGCUUCUAUUUUUCAUCAUUAAUAAUUUAUUCUUCAGAUGGAAAACCAAAGAGACAGGCAGUUUUUUUUUUAAAUGAGGUAAGCUUUUUUUGUGUUGGUAUUUUAUUAUUUUAUUCUUUUUUUUUAAUUUUAAAUAACACCGGUGACUAGUGAUAUAUUUUGCAAAAUUCUUGUAUAUUCCGUCAUGAGCAUCGUCAUGGCAUUUCCCGCAAACAAAAUAAAAGCAAUUUUAUAUUUAAAAAAAAAAUUGAGCGGGUGAUAAAGUGAUUGAGAAAAAUAAAAAAAAAAUAGUAUCCAUGACAAA
Phlebotomus papatasi is the source of this 1325-nucleotide messenger RNA. It is a transcript of the gene PMP34, whose product is annotated as peroxisomal membrane protein PMP34. The record is from RefSeq and is a predicted model, not a curated record. Lineage: Eukaryota; Metazoa; Arthropoda; Insecta; Diptera; Psychodidae. Gene Ontology annotation, cellular component: peroxisomal membrane. The transcript has 3 exons. Gene Ontology annotation, molecular function: FAD transmembrane transporter activity; AMP transmembrane transporter activity; ADP transmembrane transporter activity. The coding region runs from base 16 to 942 and encodes 308 amino acids.